AUGGACAAAAGUAAACACUGCGCCUAUCAUAGGGAUUAUGGGCAUACUACUAAUGAUUGUAGGUCCCUUCGGCGACAGGUCAUUCAUGCAAUACAUGGGAAGUCAGAGGAAGACCAAGAGUCAGAAAAGGUGUAUCACUCUAGAUUGAGGGCUGUUCACAAGCUAAGGAAGUUAUCCUCAGUAAAUACCAUCAUUUUGGGCAAUAUCAGCAUCGGGUUUGGGGAUGAAGAUCUGUCUAGAGUACAUCAUCCCCAUGAAGAUCCACUCUUCAUUAGUCUUUUAGUAGCAAACUACAUAAUUAAAAGAGUCCUUGUAAACCUUGGCAAUAGCACCAAUAUUAUAACUAAAGCAGUUUUUGAGCAGUUGGAGAUCCCAUCAUCAUCAAUUAGAUCCACUUUUAGCCCUUUGAUGGGAUUUGAUGGACCAAAGGUAGAUCCCAUUAGGAUAAUAGAUUUAUCAGUCACUGUUGUAAAAAGAACAUUGAAAAAGAACUUCGUUCUAACAGAAAUUCACCAUUCUUACAAUCUCAUCAUGGAGAGAGGGUGGAUUCACCAAAUUAAUGGAGUACCAUCUACUCUGCACCAAGUGAUGCGAUGUUUGUCUCCAGAUGGGAAGAAGUCAUCAAUCUUUGGGGAGAUCAAGCUGCUGCAAAAGAAUGCUAUGUGCUGA
This is a messenger RNA of Cornus florida, 669 nucleotides long. RefSeq lists its product as uncharacterized. Bases 1 to 669 code for a protein of 222 amino acids. Lineage: Eukaryota; Viridiplantae; Streptophyta; Magnoliopsida; Cornales; Cornaceae. The transcript is spliced from 2 exons. The record is from RefSeq and is a predicted model, not a curated record.